Messenger RNA from Ostrinia nubilalis (European corn borer), 3738 nucleotides. It is a transcript of the gene rt, whose product is annotated as protein O-mannosyltransferase 1. Gene Ontology annotation, molecular function: dolichyl-phosphate-mannose-protein mannosyltransferase activity. The record is from RefSeq and is a predicted model, not a curated record. The transcript is spliced from 9 exons. Gene Ontology annotation, cellular component: membrane; endoplasmic reticulum. Gene Ontology annotation, biological process: protein O-linked glycosylation via mannose. Lineage: Eukaryota; Metazoa; Arthropoda; Insecta; Lepidoptera; Crambidae. The coding region runs from base 152 to 2491 and encodes 779 amino acids.
AUGUCAAAUUCUUGUUUACGUAUGACGUCCACAAACUACUUUGGCUGAGUAAAAAAGUUUUGAAACGACUUGUGUUGUGGAAAAAUGAUAACUCCAUGAGAAUUCUAUUAUUAUAAAAUAAUACAUUAUUGCUAAAGUUAUAAAAUCCAAAAUGAACGGAAAUGAUCUUAGUUUAACAAAACGUAAGGAUAAGAAAAAACUAAAGGAGGUCAUAGAAUCACAGGAACCAAUUUCAAAUGAAUUAACACUAUUGAACACCGAAAGAGAAGUUGAUGAUGGUGCACCUUCUGAGAGUGUAAAUAAACUUCCUCAAGGAAACUGCUCAGUGGAAGAAAUGAAAAGACCAUCGAGCUUUUAUAUUCAUCUGGAUAUUGAUGUUGUGUGUUUCUUACUUUUGAUGCUGGGCCUAUCUACUAGACUUUAUAAUUUAGACCAACCCCGUUACAUAGUGUUUGAUGAGUUACAUUAUGGUCGAUAUGUGUCUCUUUACGCUAAAGGUGUUUUUUUCUUUGAUGCUCACCCACCUCUUGGAAAACAACUACUGUAUUUAGCUGGACGUGCUGCAGGAUAUGAUGGGAAUUUUACAUUUGACCGAAUAGGAUCACCAUAUACUGAAAGUGUGCCAGUAAAAGCUCUUAGACUAAUUCCAGCAGUUGCUGGGAGUAUAAUAGUCUCAAUCACAUAUCAACUGAUGCUAGAAGUAUCUUGCUACCAAUGGACAGCUAUGCUAGCAGCUUUGUUAAUUUUAUUUGAAAAUUGUUUCCUAGCACAAUCAAGGUUUAUGCUAUUGGAAAGCAUUCAAAUAUUCUUUGGGUUAUGUGGUCUCCUAUGUGUUGUUAAAAGUACUCGCAGAAAUGGGAUAAUUGGUGUAUUAUGGUUAUGCACAGGGGCUAUGUCUUUAGGAUGCUGUUUUUCGGUAAAAUACUCUGGUAUUUACACAUACUUUUUGGCUCUACUCAUAGUCGGACGUCAAGUGUGGCAACAAAUUAGUCACACUAAAUCAGGACUCCACCUUGCACUGUCUAGUUUAUGGCGACUGCUGGUGUUAAUUGUGUUGCCACUGUCAAUCUACAUUGGCGUGUUCUACGCGCACCUGAUGAUGUUGCCGAAAGCUGGUCCUCACGACAGUGUGAUGACUAGUGCCUUUCAAGCAUCUCUUCAAGGUGGGCUUGCUAGCAUAACGCGCGGGCAACCCUUACAUGUGUCCCAUGGAUCUCAAAUAACUCUGAGGCACACCCAUGGGCGCACGUGCUGGCUGCACUCGCACGCGCAUGUGUAUCCCGUGCGCUACUCGGACGGGCGCGGCUCCUCGCACCAGCAGCAGGUCACGUGCUACAGCUUCAAGGACGUCAACAACUGGUGGAUCGUCAAGCGGCCGGAGCACGCAUCGCUGGCCGUCGGACACCCGCCCGACGCCAUUCGCCACGGAGAUGUGAUCCAACUGCUGCAUGGAAUUACCAGUCGUGCGCUCAACUCUCACGACGUCGCUGCGCCCGUUUCGCCGCAAUCGCAGGAAGUGUCUUGCUACAUCGAUUACAACGUUUCGAUGCCAGCUCAGAACCUUUGGCGGGUGGACAUAGUGAACCGGGACAGCGAGGACGCCACGUGGGACAGUAUUCGGUCCCAAGUGCGCCUCAUACAUGUGGACUCCGGCUCCGCGCUGCGGUUCAGCGGCCGGCAGCUGCCUUCUUGGGGCUUCCAUCAACACGAAGUAGUCGCCGACAAGGUCCUUUCUCAUCAGGACACAGAGUGGAAUGUGGAGGAACAUCGAUACACAAAAGCUGAAGACAGAAGAGAAAGAGAGCGCGAGUUGACAACAGCGGAAAUGAUACCAACAGCCGUGACUCAGUUAUCCUUCUGGGAAAAAUUCAUCGAGCUGCAGUACAAGAUGAUCACGCACGCGCCUGACGCGCCGCUCGGCCACAUGUUCGCGAGUGAGCCGGCCGAGUGGCCGCUUUUGGUCCGCUCCAUCGCGUACUGGUUGUCUCCUAAUUCCAAUGCACAAAUACACUUGAUAGGCAAUUUGGUAACAUGGUAUGCUGGUACAAUCUCGGUACUGGUAUACAGCGUAUUGCUCGCCGUGUACGCGAUUCGUCAACGACGCGCCUGCGUGGACCUGCCCCCUGCUGCAACGCAAAGGUUCUAUGAUGCUGGGUUUAUCCUCUUUUUAGGUUAUUGGAUACACUAUCUUCCUUACUUUUUCAUGGAUAGAACUCUUUUUCUUCACCAUUAUUUACCUGCUUAUGUAUUCAAAAUCCUUCUUCUAACUUUUGUUAUUGACCAUUUGUACUAUGUGUUACAGAUGAGAGAAAAAACUAAAGCAUUUACUAAUAUAUUUAUAGUAGGUGUAUUUGUAUGGUUGGGAUAUGUUAUCCUUACAUUUAAAAAGUUCAGUGUCCUCAACUAUGGCAAUGCAGACCUCACUGAAAACGAUCUCAUGAGUCUCAGGUGGAAAGACACAUGGGACUUCAUUUUACAUAAAAGGGUGUAAUAAUACAUAGUUUAAAAUAUGAUAUUUUUACAUAAUAAUUUCACAUAGGUACAAUACUCAGUUAAGAGCCAUUUCACAAAAAUAUUCCGCGCGAAUUUAGGUAAAAGCUGUCAACGCAACAUCAAAAGAGUAAAAAGAACGCUGAAAUGGACAAAAAAAUCUUGAGCCGUGACCGUAUUAAGACUUGAUUUAAGUUAUUAAUUUUAAGGUAGAAUGAGGUAUUCAAACUUGAUAAAUUAAUUUAAAUUUUUAAUAGACUUUAAUAAGUCUUUUAUAUUUCGAUUCAUAAUGAAACACGAAUAGGUAUAAUAUGUAAAAUAUAUUAUUAAGUACAAAAUAAAGACAGUCACACAGUGAAAAAAAAAAUCUGCCCCCUUACAGCUCCAUCAUCGGGCCCUGGAUACGAAAUAUUCGUCAAGGCGAAUUACACAAGCCCAAACUCCAUAGGGUUCUAUUGUUUUGUUACGGAGGUGGCCAUUGCAUCUCCUCCAGAUCCAUUAUCAGACAGAGCUAAGAAAUAAAUAAAUAAAUAUUAUUAUAAGUAAACAAAUAACUAAAAUAAUUAAUCUUACUAUCUUACUUCUUACUAGUCUUACUAAUACAGUGUGAGUCACGUUAAAGUGUACAUAUGAAAAUAGAUGAAACUAGACCUAUUUUUAUCGACAAAAAAGAGGUCAAAAAAUUUUUGAGAUUUUUUUUUAAUUUUUUAUAUAAUUUUUUUUCUUCCAAUUACUUAUUGUAAAGAAAACAUAAUAACUUUUAAACUAAGCGGUAUAUCUUGAUAAAAUAAAAACAGUAAUAAUGAUAAAUAACAGGCAAUACUAAAUAAUACAUAAAAUACACAAGAAAGGCCAACAAAUAAUAAAAAAAAUAUACUUUUUGAAAAAAAUCCGCUUAAAAAUUCGUGUUUUUUUGGUUAUUUGAUAAAUUUCUCCAAAAAAUGCCCCUAUAACCGGUAGUUUUUAUUACUUUGUAUUAUUCUCUAUCGUAUUACCUUCGUAAAACGAAAAAUCGCAUGUCUCUAUCCCUAUCACAACGUUUGCAAUGAUCGUUUGAACUAAGCCUCUCCGGGCGCGCCAUUCAACGCUUCGUUAACAACAAAACUGAAAAUGGCUCUAGAUUUGUAAUUUUGAUAAAGACAAGUUAGAUUUCAAAUAAAAACAAAAGAUUUCGAAGUAAAAUAAGCAUUUUAGUUAAAAUUAAAAUUUUCUCUACCUGUAGCGGAGAAUAAUGUUGUGGCAGGCCUU